AUGCUCGGGGUCCGUACAAACUAUCGCCGCUCCGACUGGUAUGUGGCUAUGCGACUCGAUCCUUCGCGAGACAAUGUCCUGUCGCAGAGGGACGACACCAGGCACAAUGAGCUCCGCGCAAAGAUGGCUGCAGGUUACUCGGGCAAGGAAGUCGAGAACCUAGAGAACCGCAUCGACCAGUGCGUCCUCGACCUAUGCCAACUCAUCGAGCGCAAGUACCUAUCGACCGAACAAGACUAUAAACCCCUCGAUUUCGGUCGCAAGGCGCAGUACUUUACCCUCGACGUCAUUUCCAACGUCGCCUUCGACGAGCCGUUUGGCUUCCUCGACAACGACGCCGAUAUCCAUCGGUACAUCCAGACCACCGAGGAGAACUUGCCCGCCAUCAUCUUGGUCAGCGUGCUGCCAUGGCUCAACUGGGCGCUGCAGUCACCGCUUCUGAAGAGCUUGCUUCCGUCGGAGAAGGACCCGAUUGGUCUCGGAAAGAUUAUCGGUCUUGCCGGCUCCGACACGACCGCCACCGCCCUCCGCGGCACCCUCCUCCACAUCCUCUCGACACCCCGCGUCCACGCCCGCCUCCUCGCCGAAAUCGCCGCCGCUGCCCCGUCUCGUCCCAUCAAGGACGCCGAAGCCCGCCAGAUGCCCUACCUGCAAGCCGUCAUCAAGGAGGGGCUCCGCAUUUUCCCUCCCGUCACCGGCCUCAUGUCCAAGGACGUGCCCAAGGGCGGCGACACCUAUAACGGACUGUACAUCCCCGACGGCACCAAGAUUGGCUACUGCGCCUGGGGCGUGUUCCGGAGGAAGGAGAUCUGGGGCGAAGACGCGGCGGUUUUCAGGCCCGAGCGGUGGUUGGAUGGCUCGUCGGAAAAGGUCCGCGAGAUGGAGGCUACCUUGGAGCUAGUAUUUGGCUACGGAAGGUGGCAGUGCUUGGGCAAGAAUGUUGCCCUUAUCGAACUUAACAAGGUUUUCGUCGAGUCCUCCAACUCGGGCAUCUUCAUGCAGUCCGAGAUGUGGAUACGCGCAAGCAAGAAGGACUAA
This is a messenger RNA of Parascedosporium putredinis, 1038 nucleotides long. The record is from the annotation of a GenBank genome assembly. Lineage: Eukaryota; Fungi; Ascomycota; Sordariomycetes; Microascales; Microascaceae.